CCCUCCCUCUCUUUCCCUCCACUCAGCAACUCGUACUCGCCCAUCAUAUCUUGAUUUAUUGCACAAGCUGCAUCUCCACCAGCGAAACAAUCCACUUCUUGUUUUGCUCGCCUUUGCAUUCUCACUCUGUGAUCGCUUCUUUCUCCACCUCUCUUGCUCUGCUUGCUUACACAUGACUCUCUCUCUCUCUCCAAUCCCAGCUGCAUUCGCCAGUGUUUCGAUUCUCUUCAUUCGCAUUUGUAUACAAAAGAAAAUAACUCCCGCAACAAUAUCAAUGGAGAGACUCUGUUGCUCAAAGCCUGGGCCAGUCGUUUUCAAAGGGGGGGGGGAAGUCAUACUGGUUGUUGUCUCGAUUGAUAUUCGCGUCAUCUUGAUCGACGGUCAUGUCUCGAUCGCCGUUCAUGUCGCCGUCACCCUUGUUAAAUCUUGCGGCAGUCCAGCAUCCAAAGUACGAUAUGCGGAACGACAUGGCUUGGUCUUUCGCCCGAUUGCUAUCGCUGACCAAGCUUCAGAUCGGAGGUCAUGCCCGAUACCAUUUUAUCCGUGGGAAUGGCUGCGAUGGGGCGAAACUCACACUGAGCCAUGCGUGCCAGUGGCAUCCAGACUGCCAUCAAUAUGUGCAGUUAUUGGAAGGCAUCGUGUUCAACCCAACCCAACCCAACCCAAUCCAGCCCAAUCCAGGAGAGGAGGAGGGAGAGAGGAUACAUCCAAAGGAAGGAAGAAGAAAAGCCCCAGCAGAUACAAAUGAAUCAACCAACCGGGAUGCUCUCGUCAUGUAAACCCAAUACGGGUGCAUAAACUGCGACAAUGUCUGUCUGGGUGGGUGGCCGACACUGGGCAGCGAAACAAACAAGAGUCGGAUCGGUGUACUAUAGGGUGAUGGGCGAGAGGAGAAGUGGUCGACAUCGGAGAAUACACGCAACGGCCGAGGCACAAUGCGCACAGAGUCAGACUGCAUACGAAGGCAAAGGGGA
This is a messenger RNA of Polychytrium aggregatum, 974 nucleotides long. RefSeq lists its product as uncharacterized. The record is from RefSeq and is a predicted model, not a curated record. The transcript has a single exon. NCBI's taxonomy places the organism in Eukaryota, Fungi, Chytridiomycota, Chytridiomycetes, Polychytriales. Bases 173 to 748 code for a protein of 191 amino acids.